Molecule: messenger RNA, 1841 nt
Organism: Trifolium pratense (red clover)
Lineage: Eukaryota; Viridiplantae; Streptophyta; Magnoliopsida; Fabales; Fabaceae
Product: serine carboxypeptidase-like 50
Exons: 1
Coding region: 401-1765 (454 amino acids)
Biological process (GO): proteolysis
Molecular function (GO): serine-type carboxypeptidase activity
Source: RefSeq, a predicted model, not a curated record
AAAACAGUGAUAAUAUAUUCAAUGAUUAUUUACAAUUUACUUGCAUUCAAAUUUCAAUGUAAUUAGUAUAUUUUUUUUAAACGACUAAAGUUAGUAAUAUAUAGUUAAUGUUAGUAUGUUUUUCUUAAAUAGAAUUUGAACUCUAGUUAGUAGUCCUUAUACUUUAACUUUUUUAACUUUUAGUUCAAAGUUGAGAUAUCUAAACUAGUACAACUUUUAAUGAUAAAAUUGAUGUUUCCAAAGUCAUAUUUGCCGGCUAGCCAAUAGGGAGAGACAAAAGACCCACGCAUCACAUGUGGUUCAUAAUUUGUAUUUCUCCAAAUCCAGCUUUUAUACCCAAAGUUUCAACUCUUUCACUACUACUAUCUUUUGUAGAUUGCAUACUCAUACAAUAGAUUAGAUGAAGAUGGAGAACAUGUCAAUCACCCUCUUCAUCAACACCCUUAUUUUCUUCUCAUUUUUACAGUAUCAGAGUUCUCUCUCACUCUCAGAUUCUUCAACAUCAUUUCCUAAGGAAGCCCUCCCCACAAAAUCAGGUUACCUACCAGUAAGUCCCAACUCCAAUUCCUCCAUUUUCUACACAUUCUAUGAAGCACAAACCUCCACCUCACCUCUCUCCCAAACCCCACUUCUUAUUUGGCUUCAAGGUGGCCCUGGCUGCUCCUCCAUGCUCGCCAACUUCUACGAACUCGGACCUUGGCGUGUCACCAAAUCACUCACCCUUGAAUCCAACCCUGGUUCUUGGAAUAGAAUAUUUGGUCUUAUCUUUCUCGAUAAUCCCAUUGGAACUGGCUUCAGUGUAGCCACAACGCCACAAGAGAUUCCAACUGACCAAAAAGGCGUCGCCAAACACCUUUUCGCUGCUAUAAAAAGGUUUGUUCAACUUGACCCUGUUUUCAAAUACCGCCCUAUUUAUAUUACUGGUGAAAGCUAUGCUGGAAAAUAUGUUCCUGCAAUUGGGUACUAUAUAUUGGAGAAAAAUGCUAAGUUGAAGGACUCCGAGAGAGUGAAUUUAGCUGGUUUGGCAAUUGGUGAUGGACUAACAGAUCCUGUAACCCAAGUUGUUACUCAUGCAGCUAAUGCUUAUUAUGUUGGAUUAAUCAAUGAGAGGCAAAAGAAAGAGUUGGAAAAAGCUCAACUUGAAGCUGUUAGGUUGGUCCAUAAAGGGAAUUGGAGUGAGGCAGCUGAUGCUAGAAACAACGUGUUGCGUUUGUUGAGUGAUAUGACAGGGUUGGCUACUUUGUAUGACUAUUCAAGGAAAGUUCCUUAUGAAGAUGAUUUGGUUCAACAGCUCUUGAGCAUUGCUGAGGUGAAGAAGGCUUUAGGGGUGAACGAAUCGUUUGUUUAUGAGGUUUGCAGUGAUAUUGUUGGGGAUAUAUUACAUGCUGAUGUAAUGAAAAGUGUUAAGUAUAUGGUGGAGAAGUUAUUGAAGGAGAAUACUAAGGUGUUAUUAUAUCAAGGUCAGCGUGAUUUGAGGGAUGGUGUCGUACAAGUCGAGGUUUGGGUGAAGACUAUGAAAUGGGAAGGGAUUGUUGAGUUUUUGAAUGCUGAGAGGGAGAUUUGGAAGGUAAAUGAAGAGGUAGCUGGGUAUGUACAAAAAUGGAAGUCUCUUACUAAUGUUGUGGUUUUGGGAGCUGGACAUCUUUUGCCUACUGAUCAAUCUCUUAAUUCUCAAGCAAUGAUAGAAGAUUGGGUUUUGGAAAAGGGUUUGUUUGGAAGUGUUUCGUACCCAAAUGUAUCCACAAAUUAUGUACAUGAUGUUUAACUAUUUGUGAUUCAACUUGAAACUUUCCUUAUUCAAGUUUAGAUUUGAACUAAAUAAAAUUACUUGAUUUGAGGAA